Messenger RNA from Toxorhynchites rutilus septentrionalis, 4776 nucleotides. RefSeq lists its product as uncharacterized. NCBI's taxonomy places the organism in Eukaryota, Metazoa, Arthropoda, Insecta, Diptera, Culicidae. The coding region runs from base 1 to 4776 and encodes 1591 amino acids. The transcript has a single exon. The record is from RefSeq and is a predicted model, not a curated record.
AUGAAUGAUGUACAAAGGCGGGAAACUUCUCCUGUAAAUCAAUCUCAGCAGAUAAGCUGCGGAUGUUGCGGAAAUCCAGAUGAUAGUCGGAUGGUUGCUUGUGAUGUGUGCGAGCGGUGGUAUCAUUUCGUGUGCGUUGGUGUGGAUGCGAGUAUACAGGAUCGUGAUUGGAGCUGCGAGAAAUGCCUUAGAGCGGCAGCUCAGAUCCCAACCGGUACUUCAACGCCAACCGCUACAGGUGCUACGGCUAUGUCAACAAACGAUGGACAGCCUACAUCAGUUCGGGAUAUACAGAUGCAAUUAACAGAAAUGCAGGAGAAGUUGAACAGCCAGAUGAAAAACUUCGAGAAGAUCAUGAUGGAAAAAGAUGAUCAACAUCGGAAGGCCCUCUCAGACCAGCGGCAAAUAUACGAACGUCAACUACUUACGGAACGUCGAGUGCACGGGCCUGCGGAGGCUAUUCAGCGUGACUUGGGCUCAUUUUGCGGUGAACCAACGGCAAAUUCAACGAGGUUUCGUCCCUCUCAGAGUAUUGCGAACGAGGAUAGGGAGGCGCGAGACUUAUUGUCAAGGGAGUUGCAGCUUUUGGAGGAGAGGCAAUCAUUAGAGAAAAGGCAUUUGGAGGAGCGAAGGCAGCUAUUGCUGCGAUUUGGCGUGCAAGACGGAAAUGCGGCAGAUUUGAAUCCUCAGGCGAGUGGGUCUCAACCGAUUAAUCCCAGCAGUUUGUUUUGCGCUUCCACGCUCAGUCAAAGCCAAAUUUCGGCACGACAAUGUAUUAGUCGAGAAUUACCGACGUUCUCCGGCAACCCUGAAGAAUGGCCGCUCUUCAUUGCAAGCUAUGAGAACUCGACUAGAAUUUGCGGGUACAGCGACGAAGAAAAUUUAUUGCGUCUUCAACGAAGUCUUAAGGGGAAAGCCUUGGAAGCGGUACGUUGCCGUCUGUUGUAUCCGACAAACCUUUCGGGAACCAUCGCCACGUUGAGAACAUUGUUUGGUAGACCAGAGGUGAUCGUGCAUUCACUUAUUAACAAGAUCAGGGAAAUGCCGCUACCGAAAGCAGAGAAGCUACAAACGUUAAUCGAUUUUGGAGUAGCCGUUCAAAACGUUUGUGCUACUAUCAAUGCGUCUGGUCUUGAUGAGUAUUUGUGUAACGUAGCUCUACUACAUGAGUUGGUGGAGCGAUUACCUCCCUCGAUUAGAUUGAACUGGGCAUAUCAUCGACAAACUCUAGAAAGAGUAACCUUGUCUGACCUUGGAGAUUGGCUGGGGAAAUUGGUGGAAGCAGCCAGCGUUGUCACUAUUCCAUCCAUGGUAGUUCCGAAACCAGAGCGAAGGGGUCGAAGGGACGACAAUUACAUAAAUAUCCAUUCGGAUGUUAACCCUGUCGAAGAACACACCCCGAAGACUCGAGCAGAAGGCGGUUCGCGAGAUUGUUUCGUGUGUCAGGGAGAAUGCAGUAGCCUGGAAACGUGUCACGAGUUUCUCAACAUGAACAUCGGUUCACGGUGGGCGAUUGUCAAAGAUUGGAGACUAUGUAGGAAGUGUCUACGGAAGCAUUUCGGGGCCUGCCAUAUUAGAGCUCCAUGCGGCAAGAACGGUUGUUCGUUUAUGCACAACAAAUUACUGCACGACGACCAUAGAUAUAACGAUCAAGCGGUAGAACCAUCGACGUCCUCGGGUGGACGCACGACAACGCAGAAUUGUCAUAUCCAUUCCAGUAUGGUUGGAAAUAUUCUGUUUCGGUACGCACCCGUGACUCUUUAUGGUAAAGGACGAACGAUUAAGACUUUCGCCUUUCUCGACGACGGUUCGUCAGCUACCUUUAUGGAGCACAGCUUGAUGAAGGAACUGAAUCUUACAGGAACAUCGCAUCCACUGUGUCUGAAUUGGACCGGGGGUCAACAAAGGGAAGAAAACGAGUCGAUAAAGCUGAGAGUGAAGAUUUCUGGCAAUUGCGACGUUAGUGAAGUAUACGAGUUACCGAAGGUCCACACAGUUCGAAGCCUGGCGCUCCCAAAGCAGUCCUUGUCAGUAGUUCAGUUAGUAGCUAAAUACCUCUACCUAAAAGGACUACCGCUUGAGUCCUAUAGUAACGUGUCACCAAGACUGUUAAUAGGUAUGGAUAACUGUCGCCUUGGCCGUACGAUCAGAAGCGCUGAAGGAACCGAUGAUGAACCAGUAGCAUCCAAGACCCGCCUGGGUUGGAUCGUGUACGGGCCCUGCUCGAUGACAUCUAGACCAUUGAAAGCAGGCUUCAGUGGUGUCCAUAGUUUCCACAUCUGUCAGUGUAAUAAAGAAGUAGAUAAAGAGCUGAAUGUGGCUUUGAAAGAGUAUUUUAUGGUAGAUUCAUUGGGGAUUACGGGGUCGUCUAAACAAAUCCUAUCCAAGGACGAAGAACGUGCGCUAAAAAUUCUCUCAGAUGAGACCCGUUUAAAGGGAAAUCGUUAUGAGACAGGUCUAUUAUGGCGGUACGAUCAGGUGCGGUUGCCCGACAACAAAGCAAUGGCGUUGAAGCGCAAUGCUUGUCUAGAGAAAAGAUUGAGGCGGGAGCCAGCGUUAGCCAUGGAAAUGGCCACUAAAAUGUCUGAAUAUGUGACAAAAGGUUACAUCCGGCGACUUACACCUGCCGAGAAAACGAAAAGGCUUCCGAACGACUGGUAUUUACCAAUAUUCCCGAUUGUUAACCCAAAUAAACCGGGGAAAAUGCGGAUCGUAUUUGACGCGGCCGCGAAAGUGAAUGGAGUUUCCCUGAAUUCUUUUCUGCUCACGGGUCCAGAUCAACUGGUAUCGUUGCUCGCAGUUCUCCAUAAGUUUCGUGAAUUUCGUAUCGCGGUUGUCGGAGAUAUUCGCGAAAUGUUCUUCCAAGUGAUGAUGAAACCGCAAGACCAGCGUAGUCAGAUGAUCCUAUGGAGAGGUGAACGUCCCAUUGAAGAUCCGGACGUGUAUGUGGUGACCGUCAUGACGUUUGGUGCAGCAUGUUCCCCGAGUAGUGCCCACUUCAUUAAAAACCAGAACGCCGAAAGAUUUGCGGAUCAGUAUCCCCGGGCGGUCGACUGUAUUAAAUACGAACAUUACGUCGAUGAUAUGUUAGCCAGUGUGGAGACUGAAGAGGAGGCAUUGAAGCUGGCCAAAGAAGUGCGCUUCGUGCAUUCUCAAGGAGGAUUCGAGAUCCGAAAUUGGUUAUCGAAUUCACCCAAGGUUACAGAGUGUAUCGGAGAAAGAACGGAGAAGAAUUUGAACAUAGAGAUGGCGACAGAGAAGGUUCUGGGAAUGUGGUGGAAUACGGCAACUGAUGCGUUCACAUUUAGAAUCUCAUCAAAGCACGAUGCAGAUCUGUUGUCAGGAGCAAGAAUGCCCACGAAACGAGAGGUAUUGAGAACGUUGAUGGCGGUGUAUGAUCCCAUGGGGCUCAUCGCCAAUUACUUGAUGUAUCUAAAAAUCCUUUUGCAAGAAAUCUGGCGUAGUGGUUGUGAUUGGGAUGAACAAAUUUCUGGAAAACAUGCCGAAAAAUGGAGAGUUUGGAUCGAAGUUCUCCCUGAAGUCCGGAAAGUGAGCGUUCCUCGAUGUUAUCGCCAGAUAACGUCUUCUGAUGCUUCCACGGAGGUGCAGCUGCACAUAUUCUGCGAUGUAAGCGAAAGCGGGGUAGCUGCUGUGGCAUACUUCAGAUUCCAACAAAAUGAAACGAUAGAGUGUGCAAUGGUUGGAUCAAAAACCCGUGUAGCCCCUCUGAAAUUUCUUUCGAUCCCUCGGUUGGAAUUGCAAGCUGCAGUCAUCGGAGCGCGCAUGGCAGAUGGGAUCACACGGUCGCAUAGAAUAAAGAUCUCACGCCGCGUUUUCUGGACUGAUUCCCGUGAUGUGGUAUGCUGGUUACGAUCUGAUCACCGACGUUAUCACCAAUUUGUAGCGUUCAGGAUCAGUGAAUUGCUCGAGACAACAGUAGUAGAUGAGUGGAGAUGGCUUCCUACAAGAGCGAACGUGGCUGAUGAAGGGACAAAGUGGCAAAGGUUGCCCGACCUACAACCCACAAGUCGCUGGUUUCAUGGACCGACCUUUUUGUGGAAGCCCGACAGUGAAUGGCCAGGCGAUUCUGGUGAACUAGGAACGACUGCAGAAGAGAUACGUUCUAGCGUUUUCCAUCACCAUAUCAUUUCACCAUUGAUGUGUUUCGAACGUUUCACCAAAUGGAAGCGACUGUUAAGAACUGUUGCAUAUGUGUAUAGAUUCAUUACAAAUCUCCGGAAGAGUGUCAAUCGCAUGCCAUCUAAACAAAGACCUCUCGAGCAAAAGGAAUUAGAUCGUGCAGAGCAGAUUAUAUAUUCUCAAACCCAAAGACAAGUCUACUCUGACGAAUUCGAAAUACUGAAUAACAUCGCUCCAGGAACACAGCCAUGGGAGCGUAUUUUACCGAAGUCCAGUUCAUUGUACACCUUGUGUCCGACUAUCGACAAUUUUGGAGUUCUCCGAAUGCAGGGACGUAUUGCAGCUUGUGAAUGGGUAGAUGAAUCCGUUAAGCAUCCGAUCAUUCUCCCAAGACGGAAUCAUGUGACCGAUUUAGUGAUCGCACAUUAUCACGACGCGUACCGUCAUCUAAAUCAUCAGACCGUGAUGAAUGAGAUACGGCUCAAAUACCACAUUCCGCGGCUCAGAUCGGAGUAUAACCGCGUUCGAAAAAAUUGCCAGCAUUGCAAAAUCCGACACGCGAUUCCGAAAUAUGGAAAACCUUCCACCUGCACGCUUGGCGGCAUUUCAACGACCAUUUUCAUACACCGGAAUUGA